Messenger RNA from Malassezia vespertilionis, 1653 nucleotides. RefSeq lists its product as uncharacterized. Gene Ontology annotation, molecular function: transcription cis-regulatory region binding; DNA-binding transcription factor activity. Gene Ontology annotation, cellular component: nucleus. The coding region runs from base 1 to 1653 and encodes 550 amino acids. Gene Ontology annotation, biological process: regulation of DNA-templated transcription. Lineage: Eukaryota; Fungi; Basidiomycota; Malasseziomycetes; Malasseziales; Malasseziaceae. The record is from RefSeq and is a predicted model, not a curated record. The transcript has a single exon.
AUGGAACAGCGCGCGAACCGCGCAAGAAAUGCGCUGCUUUCGGGAGCGCCCGAUGCGGGCACGAAUGGGGCGCCUGGGUGGCCAAAUGAACAAUGGAGCACAUCCGCGAUUCUCGAACUUGCGUACGACGCUUCCGAUCCCAGCGCACGCCCAGCGGCUGUGCCGUCAGAAUCCACAGAGCGCGAACCAAAUGCAAGCCGGCCCGCGCUUGGAGGAGAUAAUGGAAUUGUAGAUACGAUUUCGAGUGCGCUUGAAAAUUCUGGUCCUUUGUUUACGCUGGACGAUCGUGGGAAACGCCGCGCUAUACACGAUGCAUCGCCGUCGAAACGCGUGCGCGCACAUGAUUCGCUGGAUGUAGAGUCUCGCCACGGCAUUGAUCCAGCUUUGGAUGUGCGAGAGGAUGCGUAUGCAGGCCCAUUUGAUGCCGUGCACACGCUGGGGUCGCAGUUUGUUGCACAUGAUGCUGGUUUGCCCUUCGAUAUUGCGCCACGGUACGACGAAGCAGCGGCCAACACUGUAAUGCAAGUAGCGACACCCGCCGAUGCCCAGAUAACCCAGCGACGGCUUCAACGACGCGACGACACAGGCAAAAAGCUGAAACCCACACAGGAAAAAGCACGCGCAGCAUUUGUCACUGCACACGCUGGACAGACGUACGAGCAAAUGGUGCUAGAGCGCGCGUACUCGAGCGACCGUCUCUAUUGGCUAAAGGAAGCCUAUGGACUAUCUUGGCGGACAGGGAGAUGGAGCCAGGAAGAAGAGGAUUUGGCGACCGCGGCGCUGGACAAGUUUUGCAAGCACUACAAACUCUCGCCCGCGGCGCUAGACGAGCUAAUAUGGCACCGCAAGCCAGAGCAGAAGCAUUUGCACGAGGAGCUUUGGAAGCACAUUGCACUAUCCGUAGGCACGCGCCCGAAUUAUGCCGUGCGCAUGCACAUCAAAUCCAUGCGCAAGGACGUAGUCCGCGGCGGGAAUUGGUCGGCCAGCGAGGUCGAGGCGCUCGCUGCCGCAGUGGCCGAGUUGGGCCGCCAGUGGGAAAAGAUUGGCGCGCGCCUUGGCCGCUCGGGCAAUGUUUGCAAGCACUAUUGGCGUGAGCAGAUGCAAAACAGCCACCCGGCCAGCAUACCGCUCGGCGCUUUUCGGCCUGAGGAAGAGGUUGCAUUGCGCCGUGCCGUGCUUGAGUGUUGCGAAAGGGUGGGCUGUCGUCCCGACGGCCCGAACCUGCCCUGGACCUUGAUCCACGAACGGCUGGGCCCCUCGACGCGGCGGAUCAGCGUCUUGAGCCGCAAGUGGCGCGGAAUGCUGAGCGCCGAACGCCGCAAUUUAGAGGACCAGAAUGCGCGAUGGUAUGCUCCGCACGACGACCAUAUCUUGAUCCAACGGAUCCGUGCACAAGGCAAGCUGCAUGUGGCCGAUGUUGAGUUUGACAAGCUCGCCACGGACGACUGGCAAUGGCCCACGUACGUGGUCAAGAAGCAUUGGACUGUAAUGUACCGUAAACGCGCCCCGCCAGAUUUUCAGGGCACACUCGACGAGCUGCUCGAUAUGCUGGACAGCCGCGUGCCGUCGCCGAACGAGUACAAGUUGCUUGCGUCGGGGCGUCGGCCAGCCAAGUCACCGCCGAUAGAGUCCUAUACAGACGCAGGUCCUUAG